Messenger RNA from Trichoderma virens Gv29-8, 1975 nucleotides. RefSeq lists its product as uncharacterized. The transcript has a single exon. Bases 1 to 1770 code for a protein of 589 amino acids. The record is from RefSeq and is a predicted model, not a curated record. NCBI's taxonomy places the organism in Eukaryota, Fungi, Ascomycota, Sordariomycetes, Hypocreales, Hypocreaceae. Gene Ontology annotation, molecular function: 1-alkyl-2-acetylglycerophosphocholine esterase activity.
AUGUCUUCCUCCAAGUCCAAAUCCGCCCCCCUCAUCUCCUCCAAGCCCGUCUCCUCCUCCGAUGACGACUCCGAGCUGGAGCUUGACUCGGUCCUAGAGCAAGAACAGGCGCAAGAUCAAGAUCAAGCCCAGGAACAAGACUCCGUCUCACUGCCCGACUCGCCACUGCUCGUUCCGGCCGAAACGCAGCCGAAAUGGCUUCGUCACCCGCGAUGGUUCCGUCUCGACCGGAGCAGCCGGUGGACGUGGACGCACUGGUGGCGCCGCAUUCUCACCUCAUUUGCUGACUUGGUGCGCCCUCGCCGGAGCUGGCGGUACGCAGUCGUCGUGCUCGUGUCGGCAUAUGCCUUGCUGUGUCUCGCCCGUGGCGUGCCGCUGCUUGCCUCGCCGCUGCCGGCCUACUCGGGCCCCUACCAUGUCGGCGCCGUGGACGUCGAGAUUGCGCUCGACAGCCCGCGGCGGGUGUCCGAGACGGUCUUCAAGGACGGUGGCCGGCCGGCGUUUGAGCACAAGACGACGCUCUUCACCGUCUACUAUCCCGUCGACAAGGAUGCGAGGGAGCACCGCCGCAGACACGACUGGAUUGCGAGGCCGAUUGGCCUGACGGCGGCCGGCUAUGCAAAGAUCAUCCACGCCAACAACUUCAUCGUCCGACCCAUAUUCACCUUUGCGCUGUGGAUGAUUGCGGGCGGCAUCACGAUUCCCGCAAAGGUCGAUGUGCCGCUGCUUGGGGCCCCAGACGCCGAGCCGUUCCCGGUCAUGGUCUUUUCUCACGGCGACGCCAGUUCGAGGACCGACUACACCCACUUCGUCGGCGAGCUGGCCAGCCGUGGGUACGUCGUCGCAGCCGUUGAGCACCGAGACGGGAGCUGUCCCGGGACUCUCAUGAGAAUCAAGGGACAGGACGACCUGCAGCUCCUUGCCUUUAAGGAGGCAGAGCUCUUGUCCGAUCCUCCCAUGGACACGGCCCGAUACAAGCACGAGCAGCUUGCCUUCCGAGACGCCGAGAUCCUCGACACAGUCAACAUCCUGCGCGCCAUCAACAGUGGCAAAGGCGACGACAUCUUCAGCCGUAACUCCCGCUCCGAAGGCUCCCACCUGCGCGACUGGGCUGGUCGCCUCGACUUUGGCAAUCUCGCUAUUGCAGGCCACUCGUUUGGUGCCACCGGCGCACUUCAAGCCCUCAAACACGCACCCUCAGAUAUCAAUCCUGCCGUUGGCGGCAUCAUCUUUGACCCUGGCAAGUCCAGUGGCCCGCUCAACGCCGUCAUCGACGUUCCCCUCCUCAUCGUCCACUCAAACACCUGGUCCAAGCAAACCAGCGUCUUCUACGGCCGCCCGCACUUUGACACCGUCAAGGACCUCGCCCUCAGCGUGCUCAAGCGCAUCCCCAGCCACUCGUCGUGGUUCCUCACCAGCAUCGGCACCUCACACCCCAGCGUCUCCGAUGCGCCCCUGAUCGAGCCCCUGCUGCUCAGCUGGACCACCGGCGCGGCGCUCAACACCAGGGAGGCCCUGAGGGAGUACGUCCGUGUGGCCGACGACUUUUGGCACUUUUUGCGGACGUCGCGCGGCGCAAACUCUUCGCGGGCGCAGCUUGAACUCGUGCACAGGGGCGAGAUGAGGGGCGUCCUGGCGGAAAAGGUUACGCAUGAGCAGUAUGGCUCUUGGGUUAGUCAGGAGCGUAAAGACGAAUUUCCGAAGGACAUGGCGCGGCUGUGGGAGGUUCAUGUCAGCCCUGUGUCCUAUGACGACGAUGACGACAAAUAAUGAUGAUGAUAAAUUCUUGAUGUUCGCCUCUUGAGGGUUCUUUCGGCUCGAUUUGCCUAGAGAGAUUCCUACGACUACUUACUUACCCCUUUAAUAACCCCAUUAAAGCAUGGGGACCCGAUGGGUUCUUCAAAGACGGCUUGUAUAAUACUUUGGUUUCCUGAAAUAGAUGAAUAAUAAUAUAAUAAUGACCCGUAACAGAUAC